Messenger RNA from Lodderomyces theae, 594 nucleotides. RefSeq names its product Csh3p (gene CSH3). The coding region runs from base 1 to 594 and encodes 197 amino acids. The record is from RefSeq and is a predicted model, not a curated record. NCBI's taxonomy places the organism in Eukaryota, Fungi, Ascomycota, Pichiomycetes, Serinales, Debaryomycetaceae. The transcript is spliced from 2 exons. Gene Ontology annotation, biological process: endoplasmic reticulum to Golgi vesicle-mediated transport. Gene Ontology annotation, cellular component: endoplasmic reticulum membrane.
AUGAUGAAAUACAAGGAUAUUGUACCAAUUGGUACUGUUUUAAUCAUAGCCGCCACAUCAUUUGGUCUUGGUGCAAUCUACGGAAACUGGCCAUAUGAUAUCAACACAUUAUGGCGCGCCACUGACCCCAACGCAUUCAGUAAGUCGCUACUUUACAAACCUGAUGAAGAUGCUAAAUAUUUCGAGUAUGGGUCAUUGGGGUUAUUCAUGAUUGCAAUCGUUAUAUACUUGACCAAUUUGAGAACUGGGAUCAAUGCUGCCGUCACUGGUGAAUGGGGCGAAGUCGAUUCAGCCACUGGGAUUAACGUGAUUGCAGCUUCGCAAGUUAUGAUAAUCUUGGUUCUUGUUGGGGUUUUGGUUUUGCAAGGUGGGUUGUAUUAUGCCCAAUGGUAUGAUGAGCAAUUGAAGAAGGAGUUUUAUGAAAAUGAAGCUAGAGAAGCUGCAUUGGCUGCUGAACGUCAAGCUAAGCAAGAAGAGGAUAUUAUUGCCGGUGAUCAAGGUGCAAAUGUUGAAGUAAUUGCCGACAAGGACGGAACUGCUAUUGACACCAAGGGUAAAAAGAAGAAGACCACUGUCAAGAAGAGGAAGUCAUAA